CCCAGCUCACCCCGCACGCACGUCCAUGCACCCUGCAGCACCCACCCACACUCUCUCUCUCACUAGACCUCCUUCCUCUCAUCAUAAUUCAUAUACAUAAAAAUAUACAUGUAUAUGCUGAUUUUUAGGUUCUCCCUCUGGCCUCUUCAACCCUGAAUUAUUACCGAAAUGGAUCCGUGUCCUUUUGUUCGGAUUGUUAUAGGAAAUCUUGCAGUAAAAUUUCCUGAUCAUCGAUCGUUUCCAUGUUACUGUAAAAUCAGGCUUAAAGGGUUUUCUACUCAGGUUUUAAAUAUCCCAUUGCAGGUUCAAGAAAGUGAUGCCGUUGCGAGCAAAAUCCACGCCUAUUUCAGCUUGAACAAACCAGAAAUGGAGAAAUUAGCAGAAAAAUCGAAAACUACAGCUGGGAAAUUACCGUUAUUGGAGAUUGAGAUUUACAUGGGCAGGAGAGAGGAUAUAUACAGUUGUGGGUUUAUGAGGAGAAAGAAACUUGUGGGAUAUGUUGCGGUUCUAUUGGAUUUAAAGGGUUUUAUUAAGAAUUACAGUAAUAAUAGCGGCAGUUGUGUGAUUCAGAAUGGUUGGGUUUUAAUUUGUGGGUCUGAAGCAAAAUUGAAUUUGGAUGUAAGGGCUGAACCUGAUCCGAGAUUUGUGUUCAAGUUUGAUGGGGAGCCAGAGUGUAGUCCACAAGUUUUUCAGGUCAGUGGGAAUGUUAAGCAGCCUGUUUUUACUUGCAAGUUCAGUUUCAGAAAUUCUGGGGAGAGGAAUUUGAGAUGCAGAUCUUCCUUAUCUGAGCCAAGUACCUCAACCAGUUGCUUGAGUUCAGUAACAGCUGAUAAAGAACAGCCGAUGAAAGAAAGAAAGGGGUGGUCGAUCACCGUCCACGACCUCUCUGGCUCGCCUGUAGCCGCUGCAUCAAUGGUGACACCAUUUGUGCCAUCGCCUGGCACCGAUAGGGUGAGCCGAUAUAAUCCAGGAGCAUGGCUCAUUCUUCGACACGGCCACAGCACUUGGAAGCCUUGGGGCCGCCUGGAGGCCUGGAGGGAGGGCAAUGGUGGUUUCCUCCUUGGCUACCGCUUCGAACUCAUCUCCGAGGGCGGCAUAGACACUAUCCCACUAGCCAAUUCAACGAUUAGUGCGAAAAAUGGUGGGAAAUUCAGCAUUGACAUAACCACAGGUUCAACCCCAAUGACUAGUCCUAAUAGCAGCUUUGAUCUUAGUUCAGGGUCCGGUUCCGGAACAGAUUUCGGAUCCACAACAGGAUCCGGAUCUUUGGCAAAUAUGUUUUACAGAGGCUUUGUUAUGUCAGCUACGGUCGAGGGCGAUGGUAAAUGCAGCCAACCAGAGGUGGAAAUUGGGAUGCAGCACAUUACAUGCACGGAGGAUGCAGCAGCUUUUGUGGCAUUGGCUGCCGCCAUGGAUCUAAGCAUGGAUGCCUGUAGGUUGUUUUCUCAGAAACUCAAGAAACAACUGAGACAAUUCCACCUCGAAUAACGCAAUUCGCGCUGCAUCAUUUUCUGAGACUGCGUUCAGGAUUUGGUUCUUGGAUAUGCAGUUAAAACUGCCGUCAAUUUUUGCUCCUUUUUGUUAGUGUACAGUGAUUAAUUAGAAUUGUUUGUUUUCCUUUUGCUCUCCGUCGAGCCAUAGAGGCCAAUACUUUGGCUAAGGCAAUUCAGUGCACUUGAAGUCGGACACAAGAGCUCGACCGGACCGCAAACACAAACCGCCACAACACCCAGGCGCUAAAGAAGAAUGUCUUGUUGAUGAGAGACGCCCAAGUUGAUGUAAAAGUGUGUAACUAAUCAGAUUGAAUUGUUCUUUAGUCAAUUUAUUUUCAA
This is a messenger RNA of Olea europaea var. sylvestris, 1832 nucleotides long. RefSeq lists its product as uncharacterized. The record is from RefSeq and is a predicted model, not a curated record. Bases 169 to 1488 code for a protein of 439 amino acids. NCBI's taxonomy places the organism in Eukaryota, Viridiplantae, Streptophyta, Magnoliopsida, Lamiales, Oleaceae. The transcript has 2 exons.